AUGAACUGGCGCUCAGAACGUAUAUGGAUAGAACUUAUAACGGGGUCUCGAAAAACAAGUAAUUUCUGCUGGGCCUGUAUCCUUCUUUUAGGUUCACUAGGGUUCUUAUUGGUUGGAACUUCUAGUUAUCUUGGUAGGAAUCUGAUAUCCUUAUUCCCGUCUCAGGAAAUCCUCUUUUUUCCACAAGGCAUCGUUAUGUCUUUCUAUGGGAUCGCGGGUCUGUUCAUUAGCUCCUAUUUAUGGUGCACAAUUUCGUGGAAUGUAGGUAGUGGUUAUGACCGAUUUGAUCGAAAAGAAGGAAUAGUGUGUAUUUUUCGUUGGGGAUUUCCUGGAAUAAAUCGUCGUAUCUUCCUUCGAUUCCUUAUGAGAGAUGUCCAGUCGAUUAGAAUCGAAAUUAAAGAGGGUCUUUUUCCUCGUCGUGUCCUUUAUAUGGAAAUCAGAGGUCAGGGAGCCAUUCCCUUGACUCGUACUGAUGAGAAUCUGACUCCACGAGAAAUUGAACAAAAAGCGGCGGAAUUGGCCUAUUUCUUGCGCGUACCAAUUGAAGUAUUUUGA
Molecule: messenger RNA, 555 nt
Organism: Papaver somniferum (opium poppy)
Lineage: Eukaryota; Viridiplantae; Streptophyta; Magnoliopsida; Ranunculales; Papaveraceae
Source: the annotation of a RefSeq genome assembly